Plasmodium inui San Antonio 1 is the source of this 2961-nucleotide messenger RNA. RefSeq lists its product as hypothetical. Bases 1 to 2961 code for a protein of 986 amino acids. The record is from RefSeq and is a predicted model, not a curated record. NCBI's taxonomy places the organism in Eukaryota, Apicomplexa, Aconoidasida, Haemosporida, Plasmodiidae. The transcript is spliced from 2 exons.
AUGAAAUUCCCCCCCUUGUGCCGCAUCCCCCUCGCCCUCCUGCUACUAUGCUUGAUGUCUAGAACGAGAUGCUACGUGCAUAACGACCUCAUUAAGUUCGGGGAGGAGAAUUCAUUGAAGUGCUCCCAGGGAAGCCUCUACAUCCUGCACUGCGAAGUCAAGUGCCUGAACGACAAGAAUCGAAUCAUCCACAGAAGCUGCAUCGAUGAGGUGGAAGCCAAAUGCAUGGGAAAUAGGAAGUGCAAAUACUACUUCGAUUACGUAAUGAAGAGGAAAGCGCAUAAUUUGGGAAGCAAAAACGAAAUAGAAAUUGAAGAAUGCAUCGAAUCGGAGAAAAAUGAGAUCAAAACGUCAACAACAUGUCUCUUGAGCGAGUCCUUUCUCCUAGACGAGAACUACAUUCAGUAUUUUUUUUUUAUUAAGAAUAAAAAUGAAGAACCGAUCAGCUGUAAGGAUGGGAACUUAAACGUAAAGAGCGCAAUUUUGCACUUUCCUUUCUGUAAAAUUCACUUAAAGGACGUUACGAAUGUUUUGAAGAGACAAUGCGACAACAAUCAGGAAUGUGUAAUCAAUCCGUAUGUGUUGCAAAAGGAUGCCCUCAAUGAGAAAGACCAGUGCUACCUUAAUAACAGCUACGUAUCGCUGAAUGUUGUUUGUACAAAAGAAUCGGAGGAACAAUCUGGAGAUAGCAGCCAGAAGGAGCAGCGUGAUGAUGGCCUGGAGGAAGAAAAAGAAGGCAACUAUGACAUCGGCCUGGAUAGAAGCCAAGGCGGAGGAGUUGCAUACGAAAGUGACGAAACAGAUGCGUUCAAUAAAGACGACGAACUGAGAAAAACAAAUGAAGAAGUAGAUCUCAUAAUGAAUAGCAAUGAAAGUUUCACAAAUAAAAUCAAGAAAGCUAAGACGAUCCUUUUAUCCGAAAUGAACCAACAGACAGUGAAGAAAAAUGCCAUUUUUAAAAAAUUAGGAAAGGAACUCUCCAAAAUGAUCGUCAAUAGAUAUGACCCAUCCGAUCUGAAAGAUCUACUCGAAGACAGAUACAAUGAGAUGAGGAGGAGUCCAGAUCAAGAUCUGUAUUAUCUCUACUUAUUGGAUACUCUAGACAUUAACAUAAUGGAAGACGUUGAUAUAAGAGUUCUUCAGGACAAUCUAGGCAUUUUGCUGAAAGAACAAAUGGAGAAAUUGAAUCAUGUGGAGAAAAACAUCAAUAGGUUAAGAAAGAAAUAUCUGUCUAUAUAUAAUAAAGCAAAGAAUAAUGACAUGAAAGGAAUGUUUGAUGAGAAUGUCGAUCCAGUUUUGACUUAUGAUGACUUCGCUCAUGGGAAUGGAAUGAUUUCAGCGGAUAUUUUCUUUAAGUACAAACCGACCAUCAAGCCACUCAAGUUCAGCGAAAGCAAAGUCAGUGAUACGGAUAAAGGUGUUUCCAAAAAAAAGCAGUACAAGGAUAUACUUGAGAUGGAGACACUCGAUGACUACAAUAGGAAGAAGAGAAUCAUCGACAUGAGAAAUGGACUUGUGGAGAUCUUGAAAAAGUUGUAUUAUGAGAAAAAUGGCAUCUUUAACAAUUUAGCUAGCUGUAUCAAAUCCUACUGCUAUAAGAACCCAAUGGAUCUAAAUAUGCUCAGUGAUGUGCUCAAAAUAAAUUUCGAGAACCUCAAGGAGAAGAAGAUCAGCGACCCUGUUUCGAGAAUCGUAAGCUAUCUCGACAAGGUGGGCUCUCAGACAGACUCGCCUGUAGAUAACUCCUCCCAAGUGGGGGCCGCUGAACCAGUUGGUGGCACCCCUCGAUGGGAGAAGAACAAGCGAAUCCUGCAGAAACUGAAAGCGCUGUUACAUCUGGGCUAUCAACAGGCGUACGAUAAGGAACUUGAAAUCGACGAGAGGACAGAAAAGUACACCGCGCUGAAUGAGAAAGCAAAAGAGUACAAUCUUGAUCGGCUCUUUACCGAGAGCGAUAAGGUCUUGAAGAAGGUCGCCGUGCUCACCAGCGCGAAGGAGAGCGCCAACGAGGUAUUUGGGAACCAGGCUUCCAUCUUCGACGUAUACAAUGAGGAGGAAGUGUCCAGUGGGAAGGGUGGCGCGGACAGUCAGAAGGGGGAAGUAUCGAGCGACAAAGGCGAGGUGGCUGCUGAUCAGGAGAAGAUGAACAAAGGAAAAACACCGAAAAAGGUAGAGAGAAGCAAUCUUGAUGAGCAGGAGGACAACGAAAAUGACAAGAAUUACCCCGACGAAGGAUACGAGAGCGGCAAAGAGAACGGAAAUAACACGGUAGAAAAGGAGAACAACGUGGGAAAUGUAGAAUCUGUUGAAGAGAAGGGGGAGAAACAGAAGGACGGAGAAAGUGAAGAUGCCGACGGUGUAAAUGCGGGAAGUAACAAAGAAAGUGACAGUGAUGAAGUUGAUCAAGAUGGAGGCUUCGAUGACGCGGGAAGCACCGAUGGAAGUGAUCAUGAGAAUGACCAAAGCCACAAGGAGGACGACGGUUUGUUGGAAGGGGACCUCCAGAAGGACAAGAAGGAGGAAGCAGCAGAGGGGGAACUUGCACCAAAGGAGGAAGCAGCAAAGGGGGAACUUGCACCAAAGGAGGAAGCAGCAGAGGGGGAGGUUCCACCAAAGGAUGACACCUCAGAUAGGGGCUCCACAGAUUCGACCGCUGCCGAUGAAGCCGCCACUGAUACCGCCACUGGAGAAGUGGCCCAGCCUGCGGAGACGGACCAGAAUGAUGUCCCAAUCACAGGCGAAGAGAGCAACGGUGCAGAGGAUGCGGCCAAGGAAAACAGAGACGAAGCCCAGGCGACGGACCAACCCACGGAAGAGGCAGUGGUGAAAGGUGACUCGGAUGAAGGGGAAUCGGAUCCGAAGACAAAGAAGAACGGUGAUGAGGGCGGGUCCAUCUUCCAGGGCAUGAGCAGAAUCCUUCUAGCCGUUUUGGCCAUCCUCUCCCUGAAGUUCUUCCUUUAA